UUCGUUCCAAAUUAAAAAAGAAGAAGAAUGGUGAAACGAACUUUACUCAAGUUACCAUACUCCACAAGGACCUUUUCUAGCGAACUGUUUAAAUUUGUCCCUAAGCAUAACGAAGUAAGGCAGGAUGAAAUUGAUGUUGUAAAAAGAUUUAUUGAUGAAUCUAAUAAGAUUUUAAUUCUUACUGGUGCUGGAAUUUCGACAGAAUCAGGAAUUCCUGAUUAUCGUUCAGAGGAAGUAGGUUUGUAUGCUAGGACCAAUCAUAAACCAAUUCAAUAUCAAGAAUUUUUAAAAAAUGCCAGUUCCAGGCAACGAUAUUGGGCUAGAAAUUUCGUAGGUUGGGAUACUUUUUCUCAAAGGCAACCCAAUGCUAUACAUUUCUCCAUUAAGAACUUAGAACACAAUUUAAAUAAAGUAACAUCUGUGGUUACCCAAAAUGUGGACAACCUUCAUUUUAAGGCGGGUAGUGAAAAAGUGAUUGAACUUCACGGUAGCGCCUACAGGGUGAUUUGUUUACAAUGUAAUUCUAGUUAUAAUAGACAUUAUAUACAAGAAGAAUUAAAAAAAUUGAAUCCUUCAAUGUUGGAAUCUACAACUAUGAUUAGACCAGAUGGUGAUGUAGAUAUACCAUUGGAGGCUGUAAAAACCUUCAAACCCCCAUUUUGUGAAGCUUGCAAUGGAAUACUCAAACCAGAUAUAAUUUUUUUCGGAGAUAAUGUACCGAAAACGCGAGUUGAAGAUGUUAGAAAGGCUGUGAGCAGUAGUGAUUCACUUUUAAUUCUAGGUACUAGUUUAACCGUUUUUUCCAGUUAUAGAAUUGUUCUACAAGCUUCAGAAGAGAAUAAGAAGAUGGCUCUCAUUAAUAUCGGUCCAACUAGAGCGGAUAAUUUAGUAUAUUUGAAAAUAUCUGCUAGGUGUGGAGACAUAUUGCCUAGAAUAUGUUGAUAUAGAAAAAACGAUUUAAGUGAAAUAAAUUUUGAUUAAAUGUU
Diorhabda sublineata is the source of this 986-nucleotide messenger RNA. RefSeq names its product NAD-dependent protein deacylase Sirt4-like (gene Sirt4). Gene Ontology annotation, molecular function: NAD+ binding. The transcript has 4 exons. The coding region runs from base 28 to 942 and encodes 304 amino acids. The record is from RefSeq and is a predicted model, not a curated record. NCBI's taxonomy places the organism in Eukaryota, Metazoa, Arthropoda, Insecta, Coleoptera, Chrysomelidae.